Messenger RNA from Manis javanica (Malayan pangolin), 12714 nucleotides. NCBI's taxonomy places the organism in Eukaryota, Metazoa, Chordata, Mammalia, Pholidota, Manidae. The record is from RefSeq and is a predicted model, not a curated record.
CUCUGGCUCUAAAGGAAAACAUUUGCUGAAGGUCAUAGUUAACAAACAAAGAAAUCACUCCUACUGUUGGGAGUCUGUCUUGUGAUCUGAGAAUAACAUAAAGAGAGCAACUGAUUUCAGUCAGAUUUCACCACUUCGACUGUAAUUAGCACAAUCUUCUGUCAUGUCAUGAAAAAAAGACACUAAGUCUAUCUUGGGACAGAGAAAGGAGACUUUCAGGAGUUGGCAAAGCCCUUUCCUGCAACCAACUUUAAAGAAAGUACCCUUUCUAGUAUUUGAUUUUGACGAUUUUUAUUUCUCUGAGCAAAAUAAAGCCAAUGAGAGAAAGACUGUUUUUAUCCUCUGUCUUUCCUCCUCAAACAUAAUGCAGAGUGACUGGCAGUGACUCGAAACUGAGCAGUGUUGUACUCUAAGUCCUUUUGUGCUCGUUGAAGACUUUUUCAGUUUCCAAGAAUUUUAUUCAAACAGAACUAUUCCCGGAAAACCAAUAAAAAUUCUGCAGCACAACGGCAGUACCAGCAAUGAGAAAGAUCGCUGAGAAGGUAAGUUUCCAUAGUCUCCUACACAGGGUUAUUUAUAUUUAGAUAGGAAAACCCUACACAUAAACCAAAGAUUUUCUCUUUGUUUUCCAACUGUAGUAGGAAUAAAAAGGUAUUCCACACACUUAUUUCAUCAAUGAAAAAGACCAUCCUUAAACAGGAGUCCAUGAACUACAGUGCAGUGAAAUGAAUGUGUGAGUUGGGGCAAAGUCAAGACAGGGGCAAAAUGCUAAGUUGUGUUUGUCCUGCUAGAGAUACUUGUGUUCAAUUCCAUUUUUCCUAAAAAAGUUGAAGUAAAGCUUUGUGCCCACAAUUGGCAGCCUGUGUGCUAAUCCUUAAAAGAAUACUCCCAAACAAAAACUGCACACUGUAAUAGUAAAUCUUUCCCCGUCUGUUUGUAGCAUAGUGUGUUUCUGGCAUGAUCCAUAGUAAUAACUAAAGAGGCUUAGAAAUACAUCUGUCUGUGGCUUGAGAAAACCACACAACUAAUUCUUGCAAUGCCUUAUGAUUUUAUUUCACAAAACAGGGAUAUGUCUAGGAGGAUAAUUUGUAACUAGUUUGAGCUUGUAAGACCAAUCAUUAAGCAUCAAAAGUACUUGUUAGUCAUCUGAAUAUCCACUAAAAUGAAGAUAUAUAAAAAGUAGCAGCAAGAAUAUUAUAACAAAAAUCUCAAGGUGAAAGUUCCUAUUCUUAUCAACUAAAAUAGGGAACUGAAGGGCGAAUUGUACCUCUUUUCAGUGUCUGGAGAAGUCCUCUCCACUGGCAAAAUAAGCCAGAGAACUGCAGUGUUCAGAUUUGGAUAUCUGACCCUCUUUAGCACAGAAGAGUAAUUUCAAAAGCCAGCUUGUAAAUUAAAGGCUUAGAAGAGUUGCUGAAAUGAAGUAAAUUGAGUCUCCCCUUAGGAAAGACAAAUCUGAACAACCUUUUGUUUUUCCCAGAAGUCACUUACACGGAGAACUGAGAAUACUCAGAGCCUCUGACCGUUGAUGUUCCCUCAGCACAGCUUUCUGCGUAUCUGCGUAGAGUUUUAUUUGAUUUUAUACCUUAGGGUUCUUUUUGACUAAACAAAAUGGUGUUUGUUUGUAGACCUUUUAAGAUGAAGAAUAACAUAACUCUGUCUACUAUUACCCCAUGGUAGCCUGAUAAGGCUGAGAGAGAAAAAUAUGUCAACUACCUUACCUUCUGCCUGGGCUAUGCUACAGUUUUGGAAGCAUAUUUUGUAAAUUUGACUGUAGGUUAGUAAGAGUGUUAUUUCCUAUUAAUUGAUUUAGCCCGUGUUGCUAUCUCCUUCCUCCUGGUCACAUGUAAACCUUCCUAGGGAACAAAGGGGUGUGUAGGAAGGAGUCUAGAAAAAGUAACAUUUUUUUAGUCUCUAAUACUAUAGCUUUUUCUAGAUCUCUUAGUGGGGAAAAAGUAGAAAAUAGAGUAGAAUUUGACCUUGUAUCAAUACAUGAUGUAAGAACGUGUGAUGUAUGUAUGUACAUGUGUGUUUCUCCAAAAACAUGAUGAAACCAAAAUAUCACUCACCCUUGCCCAUCUUCUUUUCAUAAGAACCAUCCACCAUGUACAACAGAAACUUGGCACCUCCCUCUCGAGCUCCUGCUCACGUUCCCCACAGAGCUGAGUGAUGGAAUCCUUUCAGCCUCUUAGCCUCAGAGCUAAGGUCAUAGAGGGCCUCAGGUCAGCACACAAGCCGAAGGCAGUUCACAUUUCUAAGUUUAGUGACACUAGUGUUGAGAAUAGGGGAGCAACUGUCAGUAUUUUGGAUUACUAAACUAAAUGUCGGAAAAAUGCAGGUGACUGCUGCUUCACCACAGGAUUUUAACACCCAACUCCUGCUAGGUGUCCUGCACAACCACCAGAUAAUCCAACAGGCAUCUGACAAAGAUGAGCUGGGAAGAAAGGUGGGUUCUCCAAAGAGCAAGCCACUGGGUGAGAGAAAUGACUCUGUCGUAGUGUAUGAUCAGGCCACCUUUAGCCAAAGUGGUGGGUGAACCGCAAAAUGUCCAGUUCCACUGCCAAAGUUUCCAUUCUGAGUAUUUGAUGGAGUUUGAGCAAACUGAAUGUUUUCACCUUAGGUAGAAAGGGUCUGAAUCUUCCACUUUGUGUAUUUCAAUCUUAUUUUUAUUUGGGCAGAAAUUUUUUUUUUAAAUGAGACUUCACUCCAGCUUACCUAAGUCUUUGUAAGAGAGCUCUUUGGACAGACCUUUAUGGAUACCGUGAUUAUUCCCGAUUUGUUCAUGACUUUGCCAUGGGAGUUACUUUUGUCCUUUUCUUACAAACGUUGCCAAAGUUGCCUGAAUAUUUGAGUAUUUUUUUCAUAAUUUGCAAUGUACAGAAUAAUUCCAAAGGUGUUAAAAGAUUCUGUUUAUCAGUAUGUGUGACGAUGUCAUUAUGUCCAGAGGGGCUUCAAGAAAUCCUUUGGAAGUAAAAGGUUAAAUGUUUACAUUUCAUGUGACAUUUCAGGUCUUGAGAGUCUAAUUAACUUUUCCUUUCUUUGUCUUGGGCUGAUUCCUGCUUUGUAGACAAAUAUUAGUAGCCCUAAAAUGUUGCUAACAUUCCAGUAAGCAAAAAAAACCACAACUCAGAUCAACUGUCAGCCUGAUAAGAAUAUGGUUACAGGCACUUUGAGUUUCUAAGUCACUUCUGUGGAAAGAGAAAAUACAGUCAGCUCUGGUUACUGCCCUUGCUGUCUGGCGUGUUGUCCGUGGAAGGAGUACUUUUGAUAAUCAUAAGCAGUGCUUCAAGUCAUACAGAAUGCAGCAAGGUAUUUUUUUUUAAUGAAGCUAUGCUGCUCUCAGAGUCCGGGUAAGCUUCUCUUGAUAAAACAAAAUUGUGCCAGAGAGUACUUAGCACUGGUUCGUGUGGCCCCAUCUUAGUUCUUCAUGGUAACAGGCCAGCAAAGGGCCCUCUGGCUGCUUGCCUUUGUGUCCACCCCCCUCCCCAGGGGACACUCAGUAGGUGCUGGGGAAGCCUGCUCACUUGUCCACUCUGGGUUGUUCGAACUUCUCUAAGACACUCAAGGCAUGCCUGAUGCUGGUUUUCAUGGAGAAAAUUGCACCAGAGAACAUAACACAUAGUAAGUCUUAGUAAGAUCUGCAGACACCCAAAGGAGAACCUUCAUCUCUUCCGGGCAUUUCCAACUUGAGUUUAACCUGAAGCCUUUGAAAGGAAUGUGUGACCAAAUGGCCACAAGCUAAGACCCCAUCAGAUCAAAGAAAUAAAAGUCCCUGUAGCCCAGUGGCAUUUCAGGUGGUGUCUCCGCAAGAGGCAUUCUCAGGCUUGCCCGGAAAGUCGUGGGAGGGCAUCGUUAGCCUAAGAUCUAGCCUUUAUCUCAUUCCUCAUAGCCCUCCAGCUUUCCGGAACUCUUGAUAAAAGGAAGUCAGAAUAUUGUCAUUUCUCCACUAUUGAUUUCCCAAUAGUUUUUGGACCAGUUGUGUUACCACACUUACUUCUCUGCCUGAUUCCAUUUUUCUUAAAAACUUUUGUGCCCUUGUAAGCCUGUUUUCCUUAACACCGGUACAUAAAAGCGUGGCUUCCUAUUUUCAUGUAUGUUGCAUGGCCUGAAAACCAGGUAAUAAAAGCUGUUGGUAUGAUUUCUAUGUUAAAUGAAAAAUUAGAUUUUAAGGAGACAGUGUGUUUCCUUUGGAUCUGUAGUGAUUUUUAAAACUGUCAUCGUAAAACUGCCCUUUAAAAAUCAGGGGUUUUAGGGAUUAGCUGCCAAAGAGAAAUUAGAUCUGUAAUAGGAACAGUUAUAUGGUGAUUCUGGAACUUUAGCUUAGAGCCUCAUUAAUUUAAACGUGGAGGACACCCUCCAAGUUUGAUUCCGAAAAGUUUGGCCAAGCCUCUAAGCUCCUGAUUUCAUCGGCCCUUUGUUUCCCACAUAAUCAGUUAUUACCUCCAUAGCCAUUUGUUUUUGUUGGAAGGGGGAGGUGGUUAGUUUUGGGGUUUGAUUUCUUGCAGUGAGAAAUAGAAUAGGUGACAAAAUCUCACUUGUUUUCUUAAGACAAUUCAAUGCUUGAGCAUCUCUGUCAGAAAUGGAAUGAUACAUUAUUCGCUGAUUAGAAUUAUUUAUGUAUUGUUACUGUGUUUUGCUGAUUUUUAUAUGAAAAUAUAAUGAUUCAUCCUUGAUCUCAGAAAGCAAUCAUUACCUUGAGGAUCAUUUUACUUUGGAAACACUUUCAUAAUAAAGAUAAGUAUGACAAGUCCCGUGUAAAUGCCCUUUUCUGUAAGCACUACCUAGGUUCUGUUGGUAAUACAUCACAUCUUCCUGGACAAGAUUUAUUUCAGGGCUCACAUCAUCCUAGUAGUUUCUUGCAAGCCUUCUCCAAUCCCAGGAAUCAAUCGCUAUGAUUACUGAAAAAGCAAUGUCUGUAUGUAUGUUACGCAUAUGUAAUUUUGUUGAGAGUCUAGCUAAGCUGCCCUGUGGUAUUGCUGCCUCAGUGUCCAUUUUCUUUGCCAAGCAACCUGUAGGGCCCUUAAAGCUGUAGGCCCUUCAUUCAGGUGCCCAUGUGGAGAGGGGUCCACAGAGUCACAAACAAAUAGAGGUCCCUGAUAUGAUUCCCCAGUAGCCUUUGUGAUCAAUGCAAUCUUCUGCCUCCCGGUGCCCAUGUGCCUUAGGUCCCUUAGAUAAAACCCCAAUGGAAUUUACCAAAACCCCACUCUUUUAGUUUGAAUUGAUCAAUUUGGCAUUAGCCAGGGAACCCCAAAGCACUCCACUUAAGGUCCCUAAUAAAGACAUGUGCCCACAUGCCAUCUCUCUGUCUUCACCCUGCCUUGACUUCCCUGUGUGUCCUGAGACGUGCUGUGUACGCCCCCAGGGCCUGUGAGUUAAAAAACCCUCUCCUUCAAUUUCUCCUGAUCCAUCGUGGAACCUGUUUACCAUCCCAACACCCUGGGCUCUACUUAAUUUAACAGAGUAAAUAACAUUUAUAUGUUAUACAUGACAUAGUACCUCUUUGAAAAUUAAGAUAUGAAAACUUCAAUGUUGAACUUUCUAUAGUACUUCAUUUCUGGAAAAAAUAUGAUUUAUAGAGAUAUCGGUUCAAAUAGAUGGUACUGAUUUUUCCAAAUGUUAAUGUAUAUGUUCCUCACAGGAGCCUGGCUGACACCGUCUUCUCUGGCCAGCGACCCACCUUUCAGACCUCUCCCUCCCCUCUGUCUUUCCCACUGCUCUAAGCUUAGGUCAUCUGCUCUCUCAAGCGGCAUAAAAAUAGCACCGAAGUUUAGCCAGACACCCCCUCCACCACCAGCAUUAUGAAAAAUAAAGCAGACACCUUAUUAAACAUCUCAUAAAUAUCAUAACCACCCCCAACACUAAUCUGAUUCUAAAUGUUAAUUAUUCUAAUAAACUACGAAAAUUUCUCCGAGCCACAAAAAACAAGCCGUCAGCGAGUGCAGCACUUUGGAAAGCCAUGAAUUCUCCGCGUUCUGCAAACACGGUAGAGUUCUGCAAGCAUCUCCCCCACAGCUGCAGUCCUGCUCAGCUUGUCUCUACGCCCCCUUCCUUCCUGUGGGGGCUGCUGCAGCCGCCCUAGGCACGGGUUAUUUCUGCCCCUUCAUUCUUCCCACCAACCCCGUAUACUUGCUUUACCAGGAGCAGUGGUAACACCACCACCAACAGCGAAGGGUGGCAGGAUGACCAAGCAGAGGGGUCAUCCAAGCACUAGGAUGGACUGGGAUGCAAACCGGUCCCUCAGAACCAAUCACCACGGAGACUGGAGCCUGAGAACCACACCCUAAUUAUCCCUAAAGCAUGAGGAAGUGAAGUUAAAAAAUACUGAAGUUAGGAACUUACAUGAAGCCUGUAUCAGUCAGAGUCCAGGCAGGCAACAGACGUCAUUGUCAGAUGAUUCAGUUGAAGAAAUGUCCACGCAAGGACCAUGAUCAGAGGCGAGGGCAGGGUAAGAGGGUCAAACAUGGAAAGGUGAGGCACCAGAGGCCAGCAGGCAUGGCAGGCGGUUACCGCCCUGGACAUCCCCAGAGGCCAGUGGGAGGGCUCAACGUGAGGAAGAGGCCAUCCUUCAGGGGUUGUAAAUCCAGAUGGGGAGCAGUACCCUGACAUCUCUCUCCUGCUGCUUUCUUGAGCCCCUUAUUAGCUGACUUCAGCCAGAAAGCUGCCAUUGAGGCCCCGGGGAGCUGCAGGCGGUAGGUGGGGAUCAGCCCCCAGUGUGUCGAGCAGAGAUCUGGGGGAGCCAACAAUCACCAGCAUAAUUAUGGCUGGUAUUCCUAGAGCCUCACCUAGGGCCUGGCAUGCCAUGGGGCACAGAGAGUAUUUGAUGGAGAAACAGCAAACCCACUUAGGAGAGGGCUGGUGAGAUCUGAGCGAUCAGCCACAAACAUUCCACCUGUAAGGGAGCAAGAUGAGUGUGCAAAAGCACUCUGCCUCCAGCUCUCUGUGUGGGUGCCAGAAGCUGAAGGGGCUCAUGGGAGGGCUUGGGCAGCCACCUGGGAUGCCGGCACCCAGACCCAAAGAUGGACGUGGGGUGAAGCACAUCAAGGCAGGAAGAUGAAAGACUGAGGCUGAGGAAUUGUCUAGAGACAAGCAGAGAGGAACUGAGAAGGGAGUUCAUCCAGAAACUGGAGAAUUAAUGAAUGAAACAGAAUCGUGAAAACAUGGGGUGGCACCCAGGACUAUGUUUUGAAGUAAUUCUUUCAGUGAGAAGUUUACUUUUUGACUUAAUGAAUAAUGAAAAUAUUUGCAUGGCCAAAGACAACUGGAACAGCGAAGGCUCAGGUCCCUGACUGCAUCAUUCAGUCAUUUUAAAAAUAUUUCUAGAGAGCCCACUAGGUGCCAGGAACUGUUAGAGGCACUAAAGAUAGAAGGGUGGACAAGGCAUGUGUGGUUCCUGCUGCCGUAGAACUGUCUCUAAGAGAAGGGAAAAUAAUUAAACAAACGAGUAUCAGUCUGCUAGAGCUGCUAUAGCAAAAUAUCGCAGACUCGGUGCCCUCAACAGCAGAAGUUUGUUUUCCCCGGUUCUGGAGGCUGGAAGUCUGUGAACCAGGUGCGGGGAGGGCUGAUUGCCGCUGAGGCCUGUCCCCUUCGCUUGCCUUCUCACCGUGCCUUCACAUGGUCUUUGUGUGUCUGUCUGCGUCCAAAUCUCUUCUUUUAAGGGCAACGGUCAUAUGGGAUUAGGGCUCUCCCUGAAGGUUCCAUUUUACCUUUAUCACCUUUGUUUUUAUUUUUAACCAUUGAAGAUAUUUUUAUUAUGUUAAUCUCUUUUUUUCUAACAAAAGGGACAAAAUGAAAUUUUUGACAAAAAGUCAGCAUCCACCAUCUUCUGCAGUAAACACUGAUUCACAGGUGCGGCCUAUUUCUGGGGCUUGUAGGGAUGUGUACGCAGACUGCAUCAGCGGCAAAGAUACCUUCAUCACCUCUUCAGUGGCCCCAUCUCCAAAUACAGUCACCUCCGGAGGUUCUGGCGGCUGACUUUGGGGGGGCCACAAUUUAGGCCAUAAUGCGAGGGAAUUUCACUUAAGGGCAAAGGCCAAAAAUGAAGAAGAAACAGAGAUUGUAAGGUGACUUCCAGGGCUCUGCGACCCGAGGGGGUAAGAUGCCUCUGAGGCUAAGACCUGAAUGACCAGAGCAGCAGGGGGUACCUGGGGUGGGUGCAGACCAGGCAUCGGGGGCCUGAGGCAUGGAGGCUCCGAGACGAGACAGGCUUGUAAAUUCAAGGAGCAGAGAGAAGGGCAGUGUGACACGCAAACCAGGGGGAGAGUGAGGGUGACAUUCCAGAUGUAGGGAGGGACAGAUCAUACAGGGCCUGCACCCCGUGGUAAGGAGGACAAGUUUUCAGGUAAGUGUAAUGGGAUUUAAGUAGCAUAGUCGAUCUGUUGUCAUCUUUUAUAAGAGAAAAAAAGUGGGCUAAAUAAUGCCCAUCCUAACCAUUACAGUAAUAACUGCUCUAACUUCAAGCAAGUCAGGGGUGUCUGCAGGGUGUGGUUGGCAUCCUGGGACAGGGCAGGGUGAUAAUGCACGGCCAUCGGAAGAAAUAAGGACAAAGAAUUACUGAGGAUUCAAUCCAUAGGCAACAAAGUAAGUCUGGACAGAGAAUGAGAGGUGGAAGGUGUUGCUCUAAGGAUGCUGAGACCCGAGACAGGAAAAGCCUCCAGGUUUCUUCAAGGAAAGCAGCUUGAAAAAAUGGACUCUGAGCCAGUGAGUAAACCCCUUAGCAUUGUCCCCUGGUUGUUGGCAGCCUGACCUCUGUCACCUCUCACCCAUCCUCACCCCCUGCCCCAGCCUCUCUCCACCCAGACCUCAAGUCCGUGGAAUCAGAAUGUGCUACGCUGUUUAAUCCCAGCACUGUGGCCAUGCUGCCCACUCUGCAUCAAAGACUUUCCCCCUCUUCUCUGUCUAGCUAACUCUUAUCUGGCCCUAAAGACUAACUUAUGGACAACCUCCUUGCAGAAAGGCUACAUGUCUUGGGAUGCAGUGCUUUUCCUAGAGAAAGAAAAGGUGCAACCAUUUAGCUCCAUCAGACUGCUUAGCACACUGCCUCCCCACUGGACUGUAAGCAUCUUGGGGGCAAAGACCUUGCUUUUCAUGUCUGGAUCCUUAGCCGCCAUGUCUGCUGCAUAGUAAACUCUAUAAACGCUUGUGAAAUUAGUGUAUGUAUGCUCAGAAAUAGAAGCUUCAGGAAGAUGAGUAAGUUUGGUAAAAGAAAAACGAGCUGAUUUUUACAUCUUGGAUUUGAACUUACGAGAGCUCGUUCAUUUGGAAAUGUCUACCAAACAUUGAAAAGAUGGGACUGUAACAAGGUACCAUUAUUAUUUCCACUUCUUCAGGUCAAGAAGCAGAUGAACAGCAGGUAGGAGCCUUGCCAAGGUCUCAGGGCCGGGAAGCCGUGAUGCAGACAGUCCAGGCUCCGGAUCACUUCUCCGUGGCCCCCUGAGGCCGACCGUGGGAAAUGCCCCCAUCAGGGGGACACGGGGAAGCAGGAAAAUGACACAAGCUGGACGUCGGGGAUGAAGCAGAGUCAGCAAGGCCCACAUAAGGGAGAAGGGCUCCCAGGCAGAAGGAACCAGCGUUGCAUAAGGUCCUGGAGUAUGCCACGUGGCUCCGUCUAAUUCCAGCCCCUGGAUAGCCACUGUUGUAACCUGCAGUGAUCAAGUUCCUUCGGAGAAGCUAAGGGGGAACGUUGUUAAGUGUGUGAAUGGCAAUCCCUGCCUAAGGACGUCUCCUCUCCACACUGGGCACAGGGCAAGUUCUCAUUGUCCCCCCACCUCUUCAUUCAUCAUUUCUAGGGACUCUGAAUGGAGCUGGGACACCAAGGGCACGUGAAUGGAGCUUGCUCAUCCGGGCAACUGUGAAGUGUUCCGCUGCUCCUUCCUGUCAGUCAGAGCAGAGCUGCCCACCACCCAGGAAAUGGCUGUCAUGUCCUGUCUCUAGAAAUUAGCUGAAAAUCUAAGAAUUGACAACUGGGACCACAGGAAACAAACGGGAUGAAAGUCCAGGGCUGGGACUUCCUCCUUGGAGUGUUUGACAAGGCCUGAUGUAUGUGAGGCCUUUUGAAUCUGGGAAGCCCGGGACACACCCAACCUUGAUUGCAGCUUCCCGAGUGCUGAAUGCUGGGGCGUAGGUAAAAGGACAGAAGCAAAGAACAUUUCAUCAUGAGGGACCCAUGGACAGAUUGCUCGUAUACUAAAGUGUACAAGAACCUAAAGGAGCUUUCUCAGAAUGGGGAGAAUUUCUGCAAGCAGGUCACAUCCAUUCUUCAGCAAAGGGCAAACUUGGAGAUGAACUAUGCCAAAGGACUUCAGAAAUUGGCAAUCAAGCUGAGCAAAGCAUUGCAGAACACAAAGAAGAACUGUCUCGUCAGUGCGUGGGCCUGGGUCUCGGAGGGCAUGAAGUCUGCAGCGGACCUGCAUCAGAAACUUGGCAAAGCAAUUGAGUUGGAAGCGAUAAAACCAGCUCAUCAAGUCCUCAGUGUCCAUGAGAAGAAGAGAAAAUCCCUUGAUAAUGAAGUUGAAAAGGCAGCAAAUCUUGUCAUUAGCAACUGGAAUCAACAAAUAAAGGCCAAGAAGAAAUUAAUGGUUAGUACCAAGAAGCAUGAAGCACUUUUCCAUCUUGUAGAAAGCUCCAAGCAAACGGUGACUAAGAAGGAGAAGCAGAAGCUCCUCAAUAAACUGAAAAAAUCAGCUGAGAAGUUGGCAAAAGAAGACGAAAAUUACUACCAGAAAAACAUGGCUGGCUGUUCCACGAGAGUGAAAUGGGAAAAGACGCUAGAAAACUGCUACCAGAGCAUCCUGGAGCUGCAGAAGGAAAGAAUUCAACUUCUGUACAAUAACUUAAACCAGUACACCCAACAUAUUUCUGUUUUUGGCCAAACCCUGACCACAUGCCACACGCAGAUUCACUGUGCCGUUGGCAACUUAGAUGUCGAAAGAGACGUCCAGGCGCUCAUGAAAGACACUGUGGUUUCACCUGCAGAAAAUAAAUCCGACUUCCUGUUAACGGAUUACUUUGAGGAAGAUCCCAGCAAUGCAAUGACUAAAGAGCGUCAGGAGUCAUCCAUAAAGUCAAAACUGGUGAGGCUGCAAGGAGAUAUUGAAAAAGCCUCCAGAGACCAGGAAGGCCUGGAACGCAUGCUGAAAGCGUACUGCAGCGAUGCCUCCUGCCCGGACGCAGAGAGCCAAAAAAUCACAGCGGCCUUAAUGGACGAGACUAAUCUGAAAAUAGACCUUUUGCAAGCAAACUCCUAUAAACUGUCAUCAGUGUUAGCAGAACUUGAGAAAAGACCUCAACCCAGCCAUCCCUGUAGUAACUCCAUCUUCAAGUGGAAAGACAAGCAGACACACAGUUAUGUGAAAAUAUCUCGGCCUUUUCUGAUGAAGAGAUCAGAGAAUGUGGUGACCAGAGCGUCCUCCGGUGGGCAGAGAAUUCCCAGGUCUUCCUCUGCAGCCUCUGGUGUGUCCCAGCUCAGCCACGGUCUUUGUAAGGCCUUAUAUUCUUUUCAAGCCAGGCAGGAUGACGAAUUGAACUUGGAAAAAGGUGACAUUGUGACUAUACACCAGAAAAAAGAAGAAGGAUGGUGGUUUGGCUCUUUAAAGGGAAAGAAGGGCCAUUUUCCAGCCGCUUAUGUGGAGGAGCUCCCUGCAAAGGCUGGGAACACAGCCACACAGGCCUAAAACAAGAUUCUGAGCACAGCGCCUUCCACACUCAGCGAAAUGUACAGUGCACUGCAAUAAAGAUACAUGCUGUUAUCUUUGCAAGUUUAUCUUUCUAAGUGGGUUAUGGAGACAGCACUUUGCACUCUUGGUUAUUUGCUUGGAACGGAGUUAGAAGAUGGAGAGUGAAGGGAGAGAGGAAAAAUAUCCUGCAGCUCCUAGGUGACUCCUGAGAGAAACUAGAGGUGACCCAGUACAGACCCUGAUGUGGAAGCGAGAGAGAGAAACAGACUGAGUGCGGGCAGGCUCACCGCCUCCCUGAAGUCACAUCACUCUCUGGUAGCACAACAGAAAUUAAGGCCCAGAUGUCCUUUUGGUCUGGACUUGGCUGGCAGAAGCCAAGGCCAAGAUCCACAUGAUCGAAAGAGGGGGUGGGAGGCAAAGUCCAAAUACUAGGUAGAGGGUAGAGUGGAGAUCCAUUCUGAGCCAGUGACCUCUGAGUCAGUGGCCCCUUAUAUGCCCUCUGCCCUGAGCCGGAGCUGCUCUCGGAGUGAGUCAGAGAUGGUUAGGGAUCUGAGAGCGAGAACACAGUGGACAGAAAAGGGUUAGAAAGGGGGAAGUGGCUGAAACUUCGAACCUCCUUGCCUAUUUGGAAUCUUCAUAUAGCAACUCAAAAACAAGGAAUUCUGCACUUCCCAGCAAGGCCAUACAAAAGAAACACCCUAAACAGCUUCCUGGUGAAAAGAACUUUAAAUGCUAAUGUGUCUUUAAUUUGGGUAAAAAGUUCUAGAACCCGAUAUUUGCUGUCAAAAUAGAAUAUUUAGAAAGAUGAAGAUGUAUGCCAUUCCCUCAAACAUCCUAUAAAGUUAAAAGGUCUAGAAUGAGAGACUGGUGGUGCCAAACUCUUCUCUAGGGGUAUCAUUUCAGAAUGAUGAGAACUGGUACAGUGGCUUCUUUCACAUGCUUCUUCGUAUGAAGUUCAUAAUGUUUACAGAAACAACUGGGCAUGUUUACUUUUGUGUCGAAUAGCAAGUCUGGCAUUAAAGGAGUAAUUAAAAUCAUUCUAUUA